Messenger RNA from Pyrus x bretschneideri (Chinese white pear), 1142 nucleotides. RefSeq names its product cytochrome c oxidase assembly protein COX11, mitochondrial. Bases 61 to 906 code for a protein of 281 amino acids. Lineage: Eukaryota; Viridiplantae; Streptophyta; Magnoliopsida; Rosales; Rosaceae. Gene Ontology annotation, molecular function: copper ion binding. The record is from RefSeq and is a predicted model, not a curated record. The transcript has 7 exons. Gene Ontology annotation, cellular component: mitochondrial inner membrane.
GUGUUGGUUGCAGAGAUGCUCCCAGUGUUGAAGAUCAAGUAAAAUCCGCUAUCUUCAACCAUGUCAUGGUCUGGGGUUUGUAAGAGAGCUCUUCCCCUCUCAACUUACCUCAAAAGCUCACACCUUUUCACUCUCCAGUCCAGAUGCAUACCCAAUUGUAAUUUCAAUGGAGGUGGUAGUAGUAUUAUUGCAUAUCAGAGGCAUUUCAGCCAUGAUAGUAAGAAUAUGUGGCGGCGAUUUGAGUUAAGCUCGUUCAACAAGCGUGGUAGUCAGCUCUCACCAUUUGCUUCUCAAUCUCUGUUGAGAAGAAUCCAGAGACCCUAUUCUUCUCUGGCUGCCACGCAACGAAAAUCACGCAAGAUGCUUUACUACUUGACGGGUUUGGUUUUUGCAAUGGUGGCAGCCAGUUAUGCAGCUGUUCCUCUUUAUAGAAGAUUCUGCCAAGCUACAGGGUAUGGAGGCACUAUCCAACGCCGUGAGAGUGUUGAACAGAAGAUUGCUCGGCAUGUUAAGGAUGGCACAGUCACAAAUAGGGAGAUAGUGGUGCAGUUCAAUGCUGAUGUGGCUGAUGGAAUGCAAUGGAAGUUUAUUCCUACACAAAGAGAGGUUUUUCCUUUCACAAUGGUAAAGCCUGGAGAAAGUGCACUUGCUUUCUAUACCGCUGAAAACCGAAGUUCAACUCCAAUAGUUGGUGUCUCAACAUAUAAUGUUACCCCUAUGAAGGCUGCAGUUUACUUCAAUAAAAUACAGUGCUUUUGCUUCGAGGAGCAGCGGCUUCUGCCGGGGGAGCAGAUUGACAUGCCUGUGUUCUUUUAUAUCGACCCCGAGUUUGAAACAGAUCCAAGAAUGGACGGUAUCAAUAACAUAAUUUUGUCCUAUACAUUUUUCAAGGUCUCAGAGGAAUAAAGACGGUCUGCCAUUUCAAUAAUUCCGAACGUGAUUUGCAUAAAGCUAUAGAAAUGACCAGACUCGAAGCGUCGAGGAAGAAUAUUUGGUGUUUUCUUUUCCAUAUUUAUUGCAGAUCAUGUUUCUGCAGUAGGUUUCAAUUUAUGGAUGAAAGAAAUGUGAAGGAAGAGGUCUUGGUUUUGACAAUAAAACUACAUCGGUUAUACUGUUUAUACACUGAAUUAUUUGUUCAUUCA